AUGGAUCAAUUUCUCUACACUAACAUCUUCCCUGUUACAGAGGCAUCUUCUGGCGCGCAACACAUCGCCUCAGCGGAGGUCCCGUGGAGAUUCUCGACGCUUGGUUCUUCGAGAACCAUCGAGCUUCCGUCUUUAAAGUGUCGUAGCUCGCUCAAUCCAGCUCUUUCUCUGGAUAGCGCUCAUAGCAUUGCUUCUUACAUCCCGCUUCUCCGUACACACUAUUUUUCGUCAUGGUAA
This is a messenger RNA of Protopolystoma xenopodis, 237 nucleotides long. Lineage: Eukaryota; Metazoa; Platyhelminthes; Monogenea; Polystomatidea; Polystomatidae. The record is from the annotation of a GenBank genome assembly.